This is a messenger RNA of Tricharina praecox, 1347 nucleotides long. RefSeq lists its product as uncharacterized. The record is from RefSeq and is a predicted model, not a curated record. The coding region runs from base 1 to 1347 and encodes 448 amino acids. The transcript is spliced from 4 exons. NCBI's taxonomy places the organism in Eukaryota, Fungi, Ascomycota, Pezizomycetes, Pezizales, Pyronemataceae.
AUGCCAUCGACGGGUCUGUACCAGGCUCGUCAACCAUCGUUGUCGAACGAGUCAUUGUAUGCCCACACACAACACUAUGCCCCAGACGCCUACUUCACGGCACCACACUCCAACCCUCCCUCGAUGCCUUCGUCCACCGCGUCGACUCCCGCCCCCACAUCGGCCCUAGGACGGGCAGAUUCGCCCCAGCCUAGACGAAGCACCAGAGCGACCGCUACCAAGAGGGCUUCCAUCUCCUCAUUGCUUUCUUCGCCCGACAAUUCGUCGGGCGCCGACAGCUCAUCAGCGUCGUCGCCGCUGUACAAUUGGUCGGGCAGUAGCUCGCCUACUACCGCUGGUACCACACGGAGCAAUUCCGUGGUUAACACGCCAGUCAGCAUUCCUACACCAGCUAGCGCCUGUUUCGGCCCAAUCGAUUACGAUCUGUCUCGAGAUAUGUACGGCACCCAGGACGAGGACAACAAGCUGUACACGGUCGGAGCUGUGAGGUCCAAGAAGGGCAGAAACUCUCCUCGUACCGGUCCCAACGUCACGGAAGUCAAUCGCGAUGAAUACGACGUCCUUGGUCGCAAGAAGCCCAAGACCCCACGAACUCCCAUGUCAUGGGACCCCAAUGAUGAUAUCCUCCUGAAGCAAUUAAAGGAAGAGCAGAGGCUCGGAUGGAAAGAAAUCGCCACACACUUUCGUGGCAGGACUUCCCAUGCUUGUCAAUUCCGAUGGCGUCGCCUUGCAUCUGGUCAGUUGAAAUACUACCAGGGUCACCGCCGCCCUCCGCCAGUCACCACCACUUCCGCUUCUUUCGCCAAUGAGAUGGCCUCAACCGCCACUGCCGGCACCAUUUCAUCGAGCCCUAAGAUUCUGAUGAACUCACUUCACGGCACUUCGCCGUCCGCAACCACUCCGCGUGCACUUCAUGCGAUCCCGCACAUGUCCCCGACUACGGAAUCUGCACUUCCACCCAUGCACCACAAUCUCUAUCAAGUUGUGCAGCCCAACUGGGGGCAGUCUGCCAGUCUCUUCCAACCGACCCCGCUUCCGUCGCCGACUUCGUAUGCAGCCCGCUUCAUGAUCGAAGACCAUCGGGAACCCCACAGCAACUGGUCCGAACAAGAGGAUGACCUGUUGCUCAACCGCAAGCUCAGCUUCGAUGAGGUCAACGUUUUGCUCGCCGGCAGAAGCGAGUCCGAGAUCUGGAGCAGGAUGGUCAAGCUCCGCGAGAACGAGAUGACCCACAGGCAGGCCAUGAUGCCCAUGCACUGCAUGAGUGAGGUCCGCAGAGAAAGCUACGAGGAGAGAAUUCCCGGCAUUGGAAGCGUAGCCAUGAGCUACCACACCGCCUCAAGGUGA